AGUCGUUAUUACGUUUUCGUUUAUAUAACAUCAUCGAUCGCCGGUAUAUGGCCGUACCUCAAGCCAAGAACAAAAUUAUUUCGCAUCUCGCUGCUGCUACUGACUACAUUGACUGUGAUAAUCGCGCAGGCUGGGUUUCAAUAUAUGUGCAAACUAAGACUGCAAUGUACGGCUCAGAAUUUUGCAACAUGUACAGUCCCAAUUCUAGUCAUAAUAAUGAUGUACACCAUUCAGUCAAACGCUCGCACAAUCAAAACUCUCACGGAACAUUUGUUCAUUGACUGGGAAGAAUUAAAAAGUACUGAAGAAUAUGAUAUUAUGAAAUCAUAUGCCAAAAACAGUAGACGAUUAUUUCUAUUCUUUUUUGGUUAGGAUUAUCAAUGAAUAAUUUCUGUAAGGUUGUUGUAUAAACUCUGUCUAAAUUGUAAUUAUGGAAAAUCUUUCACGUAAUUUAUUUUCAACAUUGCAGCGCAUUGUUUUUUAACGAUGUGUAUAAUUAUGUUGAUGUCUCUUAUGUCAUUUAUACUCGAUAUCGUAUUACCUCUCAAUGAAUCCCGUCCGGUACUCUUGCCGUAUCCAUCAUAUUACUUCGUGGAUGCUGAAGAAUAUGUUUUUCAAAUCUUUUCACAUACUAUUGUGGCUUGGUUCUUUCUUGGAAUUGGAAUAAUGGCUCACGAUGGCAUGUUCAUUACUUAUAUCGAGCAUAUUUGUAGCUCGUUUGCUGUGAUCGGAUAUCGCUUCGAACAUUUAUUCUCUAAUGAAGCAAAGGGAAUUGUCAAGCUUGUUCAGAUGAUGAAUGCUGCAAGAGAGUUGCGUGCUUUGUGGUUAAACAUCAAAAAACUUUAGAAAUGGCACAACUUGUCGAAGACGUUUUUAAUAUACCUAACAUUCUGCAACUGUUCCUGAUAACAGUGGGAUUAAGCCUGACCUUGUUACAGAUUGCGCAACACGAAGACAAUAUUUUGGAAAUAGUAAGAUACAUGAGUUUUAUUUCUGUUCAAAUGACACGGUUAUUCAUCUUCAGUUUCGAAGGACAAAAGCUGAUAGAUCACAGUCUUCAGAUACGCGACAGAAUGUAACGUGUUUUAGCGAAUCUUAAUAUUUGAAAUAAUAUUGUAUGUACUGUUAUCCGCAAUCGAGAUUUGUGUGCUAGUAAAAUACUGUAGAUACAAUAGCUCUUGGUACAAUGUAUCCGCGAAAUCACGAGAGUUGGUUAUGAUGGUGAUGAUGAAGAGUCUUCGGCCUAGUUUCGUUAGUGCCGGCAAAAUUUACAUUUUCUCUCUGAAGAGUUUCAUCACGGUAAAGCAAGAAUUAUCAAAACCGUUAGCUCGCAAAUUUUUUAAUGACAUGUCAUGAUCUUGUUUCGAAGGUUGUACAAGCAUCGAUAUCAUAUUUUGCGAUGCUCUCAUCUUUUCACUAGGUCACGUUAUUUCUCUGCGACCGACAAGGAUGGUGUUAAUAUUGUAUAGAAUAAAUGAUUAUAAUCAUGUAAUAUAAUAUAUAUAUAUAUAUAUAUUACUAUAAUAAAAAAUCAAAUAAAACAACAUCUACAAUCAUUAUUAAUAUUUCGUUUAAGGAAGAUCGUCCGUCAUCGGUAUGUGACUGAUCUGAAGUUAAGAACAAGGACAUUUCGCAUUUUAUUUUAUUAAAGUUUCUAGUAACUAAAUUUUGAAAAUAUUGUUUCAUUGUAUAACAAUUAUGUAGUGUUUUAUUCCAAAUGUAAUUUGUACGCAUACUUGACGCACAAUUGCUGCAAGAUUUCUUUUUUUUGACUGUGCAGAAAAGGUGAUGUUGAUCCGGAAUUCCUAUGCAAAAAGAAAUGUUCUAAUGAGUGAUAUUUUGUCCGAUGGGCGGUUGCAGAAUAAUGUGCCCAUCAGUCGAAUUUCGCUCUUUUUCAUAUAUUCAAUUAAGAAACUUUCAGGUAAAAAAUAGACGAUCCAUAUGUAGUUGCUUAAUUUACUUCAAUAUAGCUUUUGUGUGCUUUUCCAUGUUUUCAUUUAUUUCUUAUAUUCCAGUAGUGAGUGUAUGGAGAAUUAUCUUAAUACAAUAAAAUUCAAUAGAUAUUAUCGAAUCUCUUAAUCACAUAAAUAUGCGCGUAUGUAUAAAGAAAUAUACAUGUGUCGUAAAUUUUGCUGUUGCAAACUAAAUAAAAUAAUAAAAGUGUUUUUAGGUUUUUAAUAUCUCUGCCACAGUAUGUAAGUAAUAAAUUAAAACGGAGUAUUUAAUUUAUUAAAAUGUUUUGUAAGAAAAUGCGCUUUUAAAGUAUUUUCUUUAUUUUAUGUAACAUCUCUUGAAUAUUUUAACUUACUUGUACGUUCCACAUGUAUCGGAUUCACACGCGAUCCUUCUGAAUGUAUCAUCGAAGUAUCAUCUUAAAUGCUGGACUUUUUACGUUUGUAUAAAUGGAGCGGUAGUGCUAAAAGGGUCUAUAGGGAGAAAGUAAUCAUACUCGAAUCGAUAUACUCUGAUUAUAGAGAACUUGCAAUGUACUUUAUCUAUCAAUAAAGUGGUGCUGUCCCCCAGCGCUAUAGUCAAAUAAAUACUAUCUUUGAUAUUCUCAAGAGCUUUACGGAUCAUUCAUUGAUGGACGUGAUGCAUAAAGUCAUUCUGUGAAAAUUGCCACGUUGUACAGCAAUUCUACCGCGAGGGAUAUGUCUAUAAUUUUAACGCGUAACAUAAGGAAGGAACAACCAGCCCCAUGAAAGUAUUGGACUAUUCUUAUUACCUCGCAGUGUCGUAGGUGCAGUUUUCUUAGGAGAUAAAAGAUGGAAGUCACUCACAAUCAUUAUUAUGAUAUUGUUUAUAAAAUAUCGUCGCUCACUGGUAUGUGGCCAUAUCUGAAACCAAGAACAAGAAUAUUCCGUGUUACUCUGUUAACUUUAGUCUCAUUGACUAUAAUUAUCCCAGAGAUAGCGUAUCAAUGUAUGUGCAAGAACAUGCAGUGCACUUUUCAGGCAAUGACAGCGUACUUGCUGUCAGCUGUAUCUUUGUUGAAGAUGUACACAUUUCAAAUAAAUAUUCGUACAAUCAGAAGCCUCACAGAACACUUGUUUACCGACUGGAAGGAAUUAAGGACUCCCGAAGAGUAUGAAAUUAUGAAGUCGUAUGCCGAGAAUAGUAGACGAUUUUCUUUGAUCUAUUUAGUAUAUUGUUUCCUAGCAGUAGUUAUAUUUAUGUCAAUGUCUCUCGUACCUUAUAUACUGAAUAUCGUGCGGCCCCUCAAUCAAUCCCGUCCCAUACUACCACCGUAUCGGGGAUACUAUUUCAUAGACAGUCAGGAGCACUUCUUUCAAAUUCUUUGGCACUCUAUCGUGGGCUGGGAAGUAGUCGUGGCUGCUGUAGUCGCCCACGAUAGCUUGUUUGUGACUUACGUGGAGCAUAUCUGCAGCAUGUUCGCUCUGAUCGGGUUCCACUUUGAACAUUUAUUUCAUAAUAAUAAUGGAACUGUGAAAAUUUUAAACGCUGAUUCGAGAGAUGUGGAUCACAAAAAAAUUGCGUUUUUUGUGCAUAGACAUCGAGAAAUUUUAGAGUGUGCACAACAUCUUGAAGAUAUUUUUACUUUUCCUUUCGCUAUUCAGAUAUUAAUAGUAACGGUAGGAAUGAGCAUUACCCUGCUACAAAUUACGCAGCAGAACGACGAUUAUUUAGAAGCAACAAGGUACGUGUUCUAUGUUAUUGCAGAAAUGAUCCACUUGUUCUUCCUCAGCUUGGAGGGACAGAAGCUGAUAGAUCACAGUUUUCAGAUACGCGAUAGAAUAUAUCACAGCUCCUGGUACAACGUAUCAACGAAAUCACAGAAGAUGGCCAUGAUUGUGAUGGCGAGGAGUCGUCGGCCGGCUUUCUUCAGCGCUGGGAAGGUUUACAUUUUCUCUCUGGAGAGCUUCACCACGACUAUGAGUUCUACCUACAGCCAAUAUUACGAUGUCAUUAAGAAGGUGUCAUCGUUGGCUGGUCAAUGGCCUUACCAGACACCACGUACAAGGCUGUUCUGCGUGAGUUUAAUUACUCUGAACACGUUGUCUGUGAUCGUUUUGCAGAUGGUCAACUUCGUCAAAUGCGACGGAAACUUGCAUUGCAUCUUCGAAACUAUGACAUCAUACACGUUAACGUUUGUAACAUUAGUGAAACUGUUUACGUGUUAUUUUAACCGAUGUAAAAUAAAAGCUCUUAUCGAUCAUUUCUUCAACGAUUGGGACAAACUAGAGACUCCAGAAGAGUACGAAAUUAUGGAAACAUAUGCCAAGAAUGGUAGGCGAUACUCCAUGGGGUACUCGUUGUACUGUUUUGCAUGUUUGGCCUUGUUUAUGUGUGCGUCUCUCAUACCGCAAUUGUUGAAUGUCGUAUUACCCCUCAACGAAUCUCGCCCUGUACUGCCCCCAUAUCCGGGACAUUACUUCGUCGACGAAGAAGAGUAUUUUCUACAUAUUUUCUGCCAUUCUAUCGUGGCCUGGGAAAUCGCCAUGACCGGGAUCGUUGCUCACGACUGCAUGUUUUUAAGUUGUGUCGAACAUGGUUGCAGCAUCUUCGCUGUAGCCGGAUUUCGAUUUGAACGGUUAAUUUACGAGGACACACCCAUGAAAGUUUUACGUACUCAUUGGAGUGAUUCUUACUGUAAACGUAUUGUGUUCUCGGUACAUACACAUCAAGAAGCUGUAAAGUUCGCUCAGUUUCUUGAAGACAUAUUUUCAUUAUCGCUGGCCAUACAAGUGGGUCUAAAUACAGUAGUAAUUAGCAUUACUCUGUUACAAAUCACGCAUCAAAAUUCUGAUACGUUAGAGUCGUCGAGGUACAUAGUAUACAUUGCUGGUCAAUUGAUUCAUCUGUUCUACCUCAGUUUCGAAGGACAGAAGUUAAUAGAUCAUAGUCUUCAAAUGUGCAACAAAAUUUAUAAUGGUUCUUGGUACGAAUUACCUAUAAAAUCACAAAAAUUGAUGUUGUUGGUGAUGAUGAAGAGUUUCCGACCGUGUUGCGUAAGCGCCGGCAAAAUAUAUAUUUUUUCCCUGCAAGGCUUCUGCACGGUAAAAUUGUACAGGCGUCAGUGUCGUACUUUACGAUGCUCGCAUCUUUUCAGUAACUCAUUAUUCCUGACAGUUAGCAAUUAUGUGGCGACACUAAUAUUUUACAUAUACAAUACAAUAAAUCACACGCUUUCAAUUCUGAUAUUAUAAUAAUGUGCAUUUGGUAAUGUAUGAAUUAUUUAUAGUUUGUAUACUGAUACUGAUAUUACAUCGAAAACACAGAACACAUUCUCAAUAUAUUUAUUAUAGUAUUAUUUCUUAACUGUAUACGUAAAAUUCAUAAUCUGUUAUUUU
Messenger RNA from Ooceraea biroi (clonal raider ant), 5312 nucleotides. RefSeq lists its product as uncharacterized. The record is from RefSeq and is a predicted model, not a curated record. Gene Ontology annotation, cellular component: plasma membrane. Gene Ontology annotation, biological process: detection of chemical stimulus involved in sensory perception of smell; sensory perception of smell. Gene Ontology annotation, molecular function: odorant binding; olfactory receptor activity. NCBI's taxonomy places the organism in Eukaryota, Metazoa, Arthropoda, Insecta, Hymenoptera, Formicidae.